GGGAAUCGUUUCGAAGCAAAGUCGACGGGAUGGAUUCCCCGAUUGACCACUAUCGCGAACCGCUUGAGUGAAAAAGAAAACUUAGCCGAGCAAACGAAAAAACCAACAGCGAAAAGACAACAAACAAACCGUUAGUGAUUAAAUCGGUGAAUCGGCUUUCGUAACCACUCCGAAACGUUUCGAUCGAGUUGCGAACGGAUCGAGCAAGACGUUACCUUUCGUGUGUCGCUCCUACACGGUGGAGCUGCUACCUCAUUGAGAACCUCGGGGCACUUCAGCGUACCCAUCCGCCCAGCUACCUCAACUCAAACACGCAAACACAACCCUCAAUGACGCGACGGUUACAGCAGUGCAUACGAAAGUGGACCGUGUGGUCAGCGUACGCCCUAGGGGUCGGUCUGCUUGUGUGGUUCAGGUGCAAUCGUUCCUGAAAGGUGACCGAGAGUCGUGUCGUGCUUAACGUUCUCCAAGUGCCAAAACACGACCUGCAAACAACGAAUUCGGCUCGACGCGCGAGCAAUAUUCGAUUGCCGGAAAAAAAGGUUGUACGCAUGACAUCAUCCGUGUCCGAACCGUGUCAGUGAGCUCGAACGCUGCGCCUGUCUCCAGAAUGACCAAUCUCGCCCGGCAUUACCCGGGGGACGCUUUCGGAUCCGGUAGCUCCAUCCACGACUAUCCAGAGCAUCUGAAUCCCUUCUACGAGGAUGAAAAUCACAAACGGCUACGGUUCUGGGAUCGUAAGUCACAUCGGCGCGGCAGCCUGUCCAGCUUGCGCGACGGAUUCCGCGAGUUGUGGCAAUACUCAUCAAACCGUUUCGGAAAGAAACGCUCUUCGACGCUGGGGAUAAACAAAACUUCCGAAAGCCCGCCGCCACUGAGAAGGGAUACGUACGAUCUCGACGCCGUCGCCGGUACCAGUAGCGGGUAUCGCAACACGGUGAAUGCUCCCGGCUAUGGAACGACACGCGAAAGCCAAUCCUACACCACGACACCUCUGUUCGUGCGGCACACGCGCUACCGCAGCUCCUUGCAAGACUAUCAAAAGGACAACGGCAACGAUGAAAUUGGAUUUAUGAGGAAUGAUCGCUACCGAAGCACGAUUCAGAAUGGGUUCGCCACGUACAACUCGGGCAUGGUUACGUCUAUGCCGAGAAAAAAGCAAGCUCCUCCCAAACCGUACGGUACUACGCCACGAGUACCGCAGCAGUACAACAACGUCAAUCCUUUCGAUGUCGAUUUGGAACCGGAAGGGGAUACUUUGUCCACCGUUAGCGUGGACAGUAGUUACAGCAACACUCUGCGAUCGCACACUUCUGGAACCAGAACUCGCACCAAACGACGAGCACCACCACCUCCUCCGGUGGCUGUUAAACCUGCAAACCGUAUCGUUUCUACCCCCGAGGAACCAGCUGCCGAGGAUGCUCAGAACGAGGAUCUCCGCAAUCUUACCGCUGAGAUUGAAAGCUUUGUGCGCAUCUCCACGGUAAACGGCGAUGCCACUGCGAAGGAAACUUCCACCGUCCGAUCGGAUGUAAACGCGGAACCUCGAGUGCAGCUACCGCACGAUGUAAAUAAUAAUAGCGCACCGGCUGAGAUUCCCACAACGAUAUCCACGAUAGAGAAUGAACUUGUGGGAGCAAACAGUAAUGUGGAAACCACAAUUGCUAAAGAAUCUACGGAGGUUAAGAAAAUUAUCAACACCGAACAGCAACUAACUACACAAAAAGAAAGCAAUGAGGUACUAGCGAUCGACGACACGAAACCGGCGGUGGUACACUCUGCCUCCGCGAUUACCGUAGACACGGUUGCCUCCGUUCCGGCAGAAACGAGUCCGACGCCAUCGCCCAGGAAAAAGGUUGAGAAAACGCAACCGGAAGUUCGUCCGGAAGAACCACAGCAAGUUACAGCAUCUAGGGCAGAACUCGAUUUCGAACAUCUGGCUCUACCGGCUACCCCCGUUCCAAUACGAAGAACGAAUCGUGAAAACCGGGAGAAGUACAUUACCCAAUCUGUUACUACCACUGCAGGCAAGGUGACGAACGAUAAACCUGCCGUCCCGAAAUCGAUUCCGCCCACCGACCCGAUCGAUGACGAAGGACCGACGACGACGAUUAUAGUGGAUAACUUGCAGUACAAGCAUAAGGUGGCUCCGAUUCAUACCGAAAUCAGCAGCAAGAUCGAAUCCGCACGCAUGAAGAUCAGUGAAUCGACCGGCAACAUACCGACGGUGGCGAGCGAGAACAACACCAACGAAAGGCGCCGCUCGGUUAAAGACAUUAUAGAGUCCAUCAACAAGAGUCAGAGCAUGCUCAAGGUUAACCACGAUCCGUCGUCAACUAGCAAUGGCGGCCUGCACGAAACGCAAUCGACCGACAGCAUGGUGCGAAACAUACGCGAGCUUAACGAACGCGAAAAGGAGAUCCAGAACCUGCUGCAGGAUAUUGAUGCACGUUACGGGAUGAGCAGUGCACCGGUCACAGGGGAUGCAGGGGGCGAGCAUGUAAUGGUUCCGGGUCGGGGUUCGUACUACGACAACGUCACGGAUGACAACCUGAACGACAAUCUGGACGACAAAAACAACAUGUACGCUGCGUCGGGCUUUCGAAUUAAGAAAAGUCCUACCAAAACGGUAAUCAUUGCGGAGGGUGGCGAUGAUCAACAGUUUCAAGAUUGCAUCAAUUGGAACCCACUACCAAAGCCUAGACGUAGCCAUAUUUUGGUAGAAGAUGGAGCGGAUGCCGAAAAGUCCGUAGCGAUCCCUGGCGCACCCUCCUCCUAAUGUGCCUAUCUAGUUGUUUAUCCGUUUUAUCGAUGCUUUACCCUUAGUGAUGUGAUGGUGGUUACGCGUGAUCGUACUUUAGUGACGGAAGUAGAAUAAAAUUCAUGUUGCAUUAUUAUUUAUACCUUACAAUUAAAUUU
Molecule: messenger RNA, 2919 nt
Organism: Anopheles stephensi (Asian malaria mosquito)
Lineage: Eukaryota; Metazoa; Arthropoda; Insecta; Diptera; Culicidae
Exons: 6
Coding region: 611-2779 (722 amino acids)
Source: RefSeq, a predicted model, not a curated record